Colletotrichum karsti is the source of this 900-nucleotide messenger RNA. RefSeq names its product cytidylyltransferase. Bases 1 to 900 code for a protein of 299 amino acids. The transcript has a single exon. Gene Ontology annotation, cellular component: nucleus; cytoplasm. Gene Ontology annotation, molecular function: nicotinamide-nucleotide adenylyltransferase activity; ATP hydrolysis activity. The record is from RefSeq and is a predicted model, not a curated record. NCBI's taxonomy places the organism in Eukaryota, Fungi, Ascomycota, Sordariomycetes, Glomerellales, Glomerellaceae.
AUGUCACAACAAGAAACAAUGUCCCGCAAAGCCCUAACGGCCUUCUUCUCCCGCUCCCUCGCCUCCUUCCAGACCUCCAACGUCCCCCUCCGCAUCCUCUGCACCCUCCCCCACCGCAAUGACACCACCACCCACCCGGCGCCGCGGAGCCCCCCGCCGUCGCUGAAGCGCCUCGUCGUGCUCGACUCCUCCUUCAACCCCCCGACGCGCGCCCACCUGCGCAUGGCCGCCUCGGCCGUCCGCGCCGCCGCCGGCGAUGACGACGACGAGGGCGCGAGGCUGCUCCUCCUCCUGGCCGUCAACAACGCCGACAAGAAGCCGAAGCCGGUCGCGUUCCCGACGCGGCUGGGGCUGAUGUGCGCCUUUGCGGAGGACCUGUUGGAGGACGUCGGCGGGGCGGGGGUGGAGGUCGAUUUGGGGCUCACGACGAUGCCGUUUUUCCACGACAAGGCGAGGGCUGUCGCGGAGGCGGGGGUUUAUCCGAGGGAGGUGGAGCAGGUGUAUCUGGCGGGGUUCGAUACGCUGAUACGCAUCUUCAACCCGAAGUACUACGGCGAGGCGUCCGACGAAGGGGAGAGGCCGAUCCGGAGGGCGCUGGAUCCGUUUUUGGGGAGGUCGAGGUUGAGGGUCACGAUGAGGGUGGACGACGAGUGGGGUGGUGAGAAGGAGCAGGUCGGGUAUCUGGAGAAGUUGAGGGACGGCGGGUUGGAGGAGGUCGGGGGCCGGAGGGAGUGGGGGGAGAGGGUCGAGAUGGUUUCCGGGGAGGGGGAGGUCGUUGUGAGUAGUACCAAGGUCAGGGAGGCCGCGAGGACGGGGGACGGGGUGGUGUUGGAGGGGUUGCUUGGGAGGAGGGUGAGGGAAUGGGUUUUGGAGGAGGGGUUGUAUCGGGAGGAUGAGUGA